Molecule: messenger RNA, 3794 nt
Organism: Athene cunicularia (burrowing owl)
Lineage: Eukaryota; Metazoa; Chordata; Aves; Strigiformes; Strigidae
Gene: ZRSR2
Product: zinc finger CCCH-type, RNA binding motif and serine/arginine rich 2
Exons: 12
Coding region: 1-1422 (473 amino acids)
Biological process (GO): mRNA splicing, via spliceosome
Cellular component (GO): spliceosomal complex; U2AF complex
Molecular function (GO): pre-mRNA 3'-splice site binding; protein binding; metal ion binding
Source: RefSeq, a predicted model, not a curated record
AUGCAAGCAACCUUGAAUGGAAGUCUCAGCCAUCAAAAAUACAGAGCUAUUCUGAAGAAAGAAAAGCGGAAAAAAAAGCGUCAGGCACUUGCCAAACUAAGAGACUCAGAAGCUACAGAAAAAGAUGAAUCGGUGUCUGAGGAGGAAGAGGAGGAACUGGAAGAAGAAGAGGAAGAGGAAGAAGAAGAAAAAAAACUUGAGGCAGAAAGACAAAAACUACAUGAGCAGUGGUUGCUGAGAGAAGAAAAGGCCCAAGAAGAAUUCAAGCUUAAGAAAGAAAAAGAAGAGGCUGCAAGAAAACGUCAAGAAGAAGAAGAGAGGAAGAUCAAAGAAGAAUGGGAAGAGCAGCAAAGAAAAGAGAGAGAAGUGGCACAGCAGAAGCAACAGGAGAAGAGAGAGAGAGAGGCAGCUGUGCAGAGGAUGCUGGAUCAAGCUGAAAGCCAGCUGGAGAAUGGUGUGACCUGGCAUAACCCAGAGCCCCCAGAGAAUAUAGGAACGGAGAAGGAUAGAGCGAAUUGCCCUUUCUAUAUAAAAACAGGUUCCUGCCGAUUUGGAGAUAGGUGUUCUCGCAAGCAUAACUAUCCAACAUCUAGUAAGACGCUACUCGUCCGAGGGAUGUUUAUUACUUUUGGCAUGGAGCAGUGCCGGAGGGAUGACUACGACACAGACGCGAGUCUCGAGUACAGUGACGAGGAGACCUACCAGCAGUUCCUGGAGUUCUACGAGGAUGUGCUCCCUGAGUUUCAGAAUGUGGGGAAGGUUGUUCAAUUCAAGGUCAGUUGCAACUACGAGCCUCACCUGCGAGGAAAUGUGUAUGUCCAGUAUCAGUCGGAGAAAGACUGUCAGGCAGCUCUUGCUUUAUUCAGUGGACGAUGGUAUGCGGGACGACAGCUUCAUUGUGAAUUUUGUCCUGUGACAAGGUGGAAAACUGCUAUAUGUGGCUUAUUUGAAAGGCAGAAGUGUCCAAGAGGGAAACACUGCAACUUUCUUCAUGUAUUCAAAAAUCCAAACAAUGAGUUUUGGGAGGCCAAUAGAGACAUACGUAUUUCUCCUGAACGGACUAAUCAGUUGUCUAAAAACUCUGAAAGGAGAAACAGAACGAGCCAUCGUGAUGACUAUUACAGCCGGUCAAGGAGAAGGGGCAGCCCAAGCCCGGAUCAUUCUUACAGGAGAAAUGGAGAAUCUGAGAGAAAAAAGAAUCGCCGCAAAAACAAGAGAAGGCGCCGAUCUGGAAGGUCAAGAAGUCGAGAAAGGAGGAGGUCUCGCAGCAGGGGGAGAAAGAGGAGAGGCCGCAGUCGCAGCAGAAGUCAUAGUCGAACACGCAGCAGGAGCAGAAGUCGGAGCUCCUCUCGAUCCAGGAGCAGGGGUAAAAAGAGAUCGAGCAGCAGAGGAAAAAAUAGUGAAACUCCCAAAACAAAGUGAGAAUUACUUUUUGAAAUUGGUAAUUGAUCAAACAUAAAGCUGACAAAGAAAUCUUUCCAGUAGGGCAUCAGAUAUAUUUGAGUUUCAAAUAAAGUGUUCUUGCACAUUAAAAUGUUUCUUCCUAAUAAAGGAACCUAGUUUAUUGUGUGCUAAGCUUCAGAAAAUUAAAAGUUUAAGUCCUAUAUAAGGUGUGAAUGUCAAGUACUCUAGCUACUCUGUCCCUCUGAACUGCUGCAACAUCUGGACACAUACCAAGUACAAAUAGAAAGAGAAGUAAAGCUUAUUCGGUAUAUGCUUAUUUCUGUGUUAUGUGUGUGUUAAGUGUUUACUGUCUCUGUAAGGAGUUAGUACAGAACAGCCAGUGUGCUGUAAAUUCACACCACAGCAAACUGCAAAUUGAAGUCUGCAUAGAAGACUGCCAUUUAUAUUUUCCAUCUGUUUAUGGGAAAUCUCUUUCUAGACAAAGGAAAUAAGAGUUGAAAAGGGAUCUAAAAGGCAUCACUGUUUGUAUAAUACUUCCCUAGUAGGAGCUUUGUGGUCAUAAGUGUUGGAUUUUCCAUUCUCCCCUGACUGAGCUGCUGAGCUAAUUGCCUGUAGAGAUUGCAGCAGACUAAAACCAAGUAGGAAGUACACAGAAAAACAAUCAAUUUAUUCAGUACCUUAAUCCCUAAGAAAGAGUGGAGACCAUGCACUUGUAAUCCUCAGGCGAGGAUAGAAAAUACUUUGUAUACCAUUUGUAGCUGAAAACAACUUGCCUAACCUGUGAUGGAGUGGUGGAAAAGGGUGUACAUCUGGUAACUGAAGAUGCACAUGUAGUUGUGAAGGCCCAGGAUGGUUGCAGAGUGGCUAAAGAAUCCAAAGGGCUUAUACCUGAAACAGUACUUCAGGUUUCUGGGAGAGCAUGACUUGACUUAAAGCCACCUUAGGCUUAUUUUACAAGCAGUUUAAAGCACCCUACGGUCAAGGUGGAGGGUAGGGUACUUAAUGAAGUUAUCAGGACAAAACGUUUUUCAGAGGACAGCUAUGUACCUGCAAUUAGAUAAUUGCUGACAAAUAUUUCUUCACUUCUAAAUGAAAGAUUUGUGCUGUUAAAUGGACUGUACUUCACACUGCUUAACUUCAGGUAUUUAACUUGGGCACUAGGCGACCUUAGGCGCUCAGAGAGAGCAGUUUGUGGCACUGAAGGUGCAGUUGCCCUGAACAGUCUGCAGAGAUACCUCCUUCUCUUGAGCCCCUCCAAAGAACUUGGGCUCCUGCUUUUAGAGUACAGCUCAGACCACCUAAGUUAGAAGCCUCAAGUAGACACGAAGUGGUCCCAAACAGGUAUUUGUUACAUCAACAACGUUAACGCAAAGUCCUGUAGAAAAUCUGGAUUUCCAAACUUUACGAUAGCAUUCUUCACAGCCAGAAUGUUUUUCCCCCAGGAUAGUUAAGAGUGAAUGGACAUUGCUUCUGGAUAUAAUAUAUAUAUUUUUGCUUUUCUAAAUGCAUACUGCACCUAGCAUGCUGAUUAUACAUUUUCCUUCUUUCAUGUGUAACUGUUGUCCAAUAUGGAGUAACACAACAAAAGUGCUAUAUAUCGAUGUUCAGUUCAAACCCAACUUUCAUUAUAUAUUGUCAUAACUGUAGGCAGAAUUGUAGCUUAGUUAAUUUGAUUAAAUGUUUUAGUUAUUAACAGAUGUAGGAAUUGUAAUUUAAUAGCAUAACUUUUGAAAUAAUAACUUGGUUUGAAAGGCAUAUUUCAAAGGAUAGACAGCACUAAGUUUUAAAUUAUAUCUGAGAAAUUUGUGACCACUGGUUUCUCAUAAUGUAUCUUUUUCUGACUAGACCUUACAGACAGAUUCUCCCCGAGGUUUCUAUUUUUUCAUAGAUGCUUACUCGUCUAGUUGGGUCACUUGUGCAGAACAUGGCAAACUCUGGUUCAGUUCCCUGGAGCAGAACCGAAUGGGCAUUUCCUAUUUGCUGAGAUGUACCACCAGCAGGCCAGUAACAUCUUCCUUUCACUGGUGCUGCCUUGCUUCCCUCAACUCAUGCUGCUGAACUAGCCUGCUGGUGAAGGCUCUCGGGUGGAGGAGUUGAGUCCUGCCGGCUGUAGAAUGUUGUACAUCCCGUGGCAGGCUAUUGCUGAGCAUUAUCUGAGCAAAAUCAGUUACUGAGCUCAAAACAGCAGCAGUGGAAUGAGUGGUGGGAAGCUGUUACCAGGCGGGUGCAAAGCGCAAAGCAGGCCUCUGUAGGAUUAGAAAGCAAGUGCCAACUAAGACCCACGUGAGAAUUCUACAGGUGAUUAGGCUCCUUGUCCCCCGUUUCAUAAUGGGAUCUGGGAAGCUGAGCUGCUGUAUUUUUUUUAAAAGUUCUUAUAAGUAAAAAAAAAA